Messenger RNA from Dendronephthya gigantea, 3000 nucleotides. RefSeq names its product dual serine/threonine and tyrosine protein kinase-like. Gene Ontology annotation, biological process: protein phosphorylation. Lineage: Eukaryota; Metazoa; Cnidaria; Anthozoa; Malacalcyonacea; Nephtheidae. The transcript is spliced from 8 exons. Bases 259 to 2970 code for a protein of 903 amino acids. The record is from RefSeq and is a predicted model, not a curated record. Gene Ontology annotation, molecular function: ATP binding; protein kinase activity.
UUGGUCAAGCAGUCAAGCACGUUUACAAAAUCGAACGGGAAUCGAACAAGCUUUUAAAAUGCGCAAGCUUCACGCUUCAAAUUACUUAUUCACAAUUGGUUGGAACAGUGGAAUUCUCCAAGUUCAUUAUGCCUUUGUUGAUUUUGUUUCUUUCCACUGGCACUGGUUUCAGUGAUUUGAUUUUGAUCAUUUACAUCAAAGGCUAUAUUAAGCGAUGAACGUUAAAAGGCAUUUUCCGUAUUUUCAGAUGCGAAAAACAUGGAUGUAUCAAAACGGACAGAAUUGCUAAGUCUCUAUGAGAAGGUGGAAAAUGCUUUAAAAAGUUGCGACGAAAAAAUGCUAAAGAAUUUGAAUACCAAGUUCUCUGUCGAGAACAUUGUUGAUGAAAUUCAGCUAAAGAUGAAUAAGCUCCAAGUUAAAGAAUAUGUUGUUCUAAUUGCAGGUGAAACGAGCUCCGGAAAAAGUAGUUUCAUCAACCUAAUUCUUGGAGAAGAUAUUCUCCCAUCCAGCACACUACCUGCCACAGCAACUAUUUGUGAAUUGAGAUAUGGAGAGGUACGGAAGAUUGUGGCAUAUUACAAAGAUGAGCAAAGACAACCAGAAGAACUUAUCCUACAAGAUCCAGUUGAAGGACAGAGUUAUCCUGAUCAACUUAGAGAAUAUUUGAAUCUAACUGAUGAUCGUGAAAAAGGAUCACGCUUCAAAAAAUGCAAAUUAUUUUGGCCUCACGAUUUGCUUAAGAAUGAGAUAGUCAUUGUUGACAGUCCAGGAAUUGGUGAAUCAAAUGUUUUAGAUGAUGUUGUGAAUGAUUAUUUUCUGACUGCGUUUUGUUUUGUAUAUGUCAUUGACAGCAGUCAUGCAGGGGGAGUUCAAAAUGAUCGAAUACUAAAAAUUUUGGAGAGAGUUAAAGACCAAUCCCUUGACUGCUUUCUUUGUGAACGUGCUGUGUUCGUCUGCAAUAAAUGGGACCUAAUAGAAAGAAAAGGUAGUGAUGAAAAAUCCGCUGUCAAAAAAUAUACGAUCGAUCGUCUCAAGAAGACGUGGCCAAAUUUAAAUGCGAAGACUCAGGUUGUCCAAAUGUCAACGACAAACGCUGCUGUGGCAAGAGAUUUCGGAAUUAAAUCUGAACAGUUUGUUUCAAUUAUGGAUGCAAUCAAAACAAUGAUGCUCAAAACCAUCGCAGCGAGGCUAAAGGCUGAGUGGAGAUGGUUAAAUGAUGUUCUUUCACGCCUGAUAUUUCAAACAAAAUUGCUUAUCAACCGAGCUCAAAAAGAGGAUGUACAUGUAACUGUUGCCACGGCAAUGAAAAAGUUAGCAAUGAUUGAACAAAAACUUGUUGAAAGUGUUAAAAGCUUGAGAAAAGAGUUGACAAACGAAACAAAGAAAGCAGCCGAUCAACUUUCACAACACUUUUCAUCGGACGUUAUCAAGAACAACGUUCUAUCGUGGGAUGAAGACCAAUGUCCGGAAAUAGAAAACACCUGGGAAGAAACAGAGAGAAAAAUUGCUGAGGUUAUCGACCACAGAUUCAUGAAAGAAAUUGAAAAGUGGGAAAUUAAGCAUCGUGUCAUUGAAAAUACUCGAAAGUUAUUGUUAGACCAGUUAACGAGACAAAGAAAUCUUCUUCACGUGCAUAUACAAGGCGUGGAAGAUUACAUAAGUAAAGAACCCACAACAAUUAUUAAUCUGAAAGUUUACACACCGUUUACAAUCAUGAAAACAAUUUUAUUCCGAGUUUUGAGUUUAUUAAUCAUUUCCCAGCCACUACUACUCGCGAUGGCAUACGGUAAUUAUCUGUUGUAUAACAACAAUAAACCGAACUACAUGGCUAAAAAGGCUGAAGAAUACCGGCGUCGCUGCAUUGCUGAAAACAGUUUCCAUCCUUUUCUCUCAAUGCAAUUCGAAGAGAUAAAUAUUAACAUUGAAAAGAUGGAGCUUGAAAUUCCAGCAAUAAUCAGGGCUGACGAAAUAACAAUAUUGGGACUUAUUGCGGAAGGUGAAGCGAUGCGACGAGACGCAGAGAAAUACGCUCCUAUAUUUGCUAAAUGUUCUGACACCAAAGGCGAAUUAUCCAUUUUUGCCAUCAAUGAUGUGUUGCUUAGUGACGUCGACUUUGACGAUCUGGAGUGCGAUCUAAAAUCGUCACUUGGUCAUGGAUCAUUUGCGGAUGUUUUCCAAGGAAAAAUGAUUUCAGAAGACAAAGGAUCAUUAAACGUGGCUGUGAAAGUUUGUAAAAAAGUGCUAACAACACAGAAUGCCUCAAUGUUGUUGGAAGAAGAGCAAAUAUUAAGAAUACUGGAUCAUCCAAAUGUUGUCAAAUUUUAUGGAAGAGCGUUGCGCCCUGGACAGAAUGGUUUGAAACUUGUCUUCGUGAUGGAAUUGUGCGCAGAAAGUUUGAGGGAAUAUUUCACCAAUCAUCCAAAGUGUUUCCCAGCCAGAGCACCAGAAAAUGUAUCUGAAAUAAUUCAAUCCUUACUCCAAAGAGCAAAGGAUAUUGCAGUGGGGCUUGAUUACUUGCAUCACCAAGGCAUUGUUCAUCGUGACUUGAAGCCUGAAAAUAUUCUAUUUGGGAAAAACAAUUGUAUGAAAAUAGCUGAUGUUGGUAUUUCCAAGAAUAUAACAGAAGUGACAGGGACGAUAGCUGGAACACCCUUGUACAUGGCCCCAGAAAUAUUUGCAGCGGAGAUUUGUGAUGCCAGUGCUGAUAUUUACAGUUUCGGCCUGAUCUUGUGGGAGAUGUGGUAUGGUGAGGUAGUUUACAGUGAGCUCCACAAUAUUCCUUUGAAGAAAUUUAGCGAGAAGAUUUCCGACAACUACCGACCUAAAAUUAAGACGGAAGCAGGUACUGUGACAAUUCCAGAGUACGUAUCACUCAUAAGGAAUUGUUGGCCAACGGAGCAACUGGAGCGUUUACCUGCUGACCAGUGUGUAGCUAAAUUGGAUGCCAUUUUAGUUCGUCAUACGACGUAGAUCAUCGUGAAUAACUUUGAUUUCUUUCAU